AUGAGGGUCUUUUCCACCAUUGUGGCCGCUUGCACUUUGGCCGUAACGGUGACGGCAGUAAAGGUGGUUCCCAUUGGCAUCAGCAGACCAAUUCACAAGCUCCCGCCGAUCCACAAGCGCGCCCAAACUUGGACGCAAGAACUCCAGAACAAUCUAACUGGGGGAGGGUACCACGCCGAGGUCGAGGUUGGAACACCGGGCCAAAAAGUUAGCCUGGUCAUCGAUACGGGAAGCAGUGAUGUUUGGGUCAUCGACAGCAACGCUGACCUAUGUAUCGAUCCGGACAUGCAAGAGGUAUAUGGCGGCGGCUGCAUCGCUACUUAUGACCCUUCCGACAGCUCCACCUACGAGAUUAUCGACGACGGUGAGGACGUUUUCUCGAUUCAGUACGUCGACGGCUCGGGUGCCCAGGGCGACUAUUUCCAGGACACCAUUGCCAUUGGCGGCACCAAGAUCAAGUCCUUGCAGAUGGGCCUAGCCACGAACACGACGAUUAAUUCGGGUCUCCUAGGCAUUGGCUUUGCUGCAAACGUUGCUGCCAAGACACCGUAUAGCACCAUCAUCGAUUUGUUGGUGGAGCAGGGCUUGAUUGGCCUGAAGGCGUACAGUUUAUAUCUGAAUGACCUUCAAUCUUCCACUGGUACAGUCCUGUUUGGUGGCAUCGAUACGGAGAAGUAUAUCGGCGACUUGCAAAGUGUGGAUAUUGGCGAAGACUCGCGGAGUGGCACUUACUCGUCCUUCACCGUCGCCCUGAGUUCCCUGGUCGGCUCGCAAGAUGGCAGAUCAACUGAAUUCUUCAGAUCCCACCCGGAAGCCCUCCCAGUGGUCCUCGAUUCUGGUACUACUUUAAGCUACUUCCCUUCCAUGGUGACCGACAAAAUCUACGACGCCUUCAACGCCGUCGAUGACACCUCCGACAGCGGGCUGGUGUACAUAAACUGCAGCUACCUAAACGCCAACAUCACCUUCGACUUCCAAUUCGGCAGUUCCGACGGCCCCGUCAUCCGGGUGCCUGUCGAUGAGAUGGUGCUGGAUAACAUACCGGCCUACAUCGAUCUGGGAUAUCUUAAUAAAUCUGAGUUGCCCUUCGAUAACGCCUGCUCGUUUGGCAUCCAACCUAACACGGGAAUUUACCUGCUUGGCGACACUUUCCUCCGCAGCGCCUACGUCGUUUAUGACCUCGACAACCUCAAGAUUGCACUGGCACAGGCUAAUGUCAAUGCCACGGAGAGCAAUGUCAUUGAGAUAGAAGCAGGAGGCAACAUCCCCAACGCAACUGGCGUCGUCAGUCAUAUCGAGGCCACUGCGACGGCUACCGGAUUGCCCGGCACCGGCAACGGCAGUGGAAACGGCAGCGCGCUGCCGACCGUAACUGUCACCAGCAGCGCUGGCGCUUCCAACACCAGCAACACGGGAACCAGAGCUGUCCCGGCGCCGGACUGGCAGGCCUUGGGCGUGGCAGUUGUGGCUGGCUUCAGUGCCAUGGUGGGAGGCUUGAUAAUCGUGUUGUGA
Molecule: messenger RNA, 1512 nt
Organism: Pseudomassariella vexata
Lineage: Eukaryota; Fungi; Ascomycota; Sordariomycetes; Amphisphaeriales; Pseudomassariaceae
Product: aspartic peptidase domain-containing protein
Exons: 2
Coding region: 1-1512 (503 amino acids)
Biological process (GO): proteolysis
Molecular function (GO): aspartic-type endopeptidase activity
Source: RefSeq, a predicted model, not a curated record